Racocetra fulgida is the source of this 589-nucleotide messenger RNA. The record is from the annotation of a GenBank genome assembly. Lineage: Eukaryota; Fungi; Glomeromycota; Glomeromycetes; Diversisporales; Gigasporaceae.
AUGUCUCCACCAUCCGGAAAACAAUCAGAAUCAGGUUUAGCUCGUUUAUUAGGUUCAGGGACUUCAGGGAUACUUGAACUACUCGUAUUUCACCCCGUUGAUACUGUAGCCAAACGGUUAAUGACAAACCCUACAAAAGGCGACUAUUCUUCUAGCAUUUUACGAAAAUAUACAUCAUUAUUUCCUGGUUUAGGGUAUGCUGGAGGAUAUAAGAUUCUUCAACGAAUUUACAAAUAUGGCGGGCAACCUUAUGUAAAAGAUUAUCUUAAUAAGUAUCAUAGAGACUUUUUUUAUACAACUUUUGGCGAAAAAAGUGGUAAAACAAUAAUACAUGCAACAGCUGGAAGUGUAAUUGGUGUUGGCGAAGUAGCACUCCUUCCGUUAGAUGUUUUAAAAAUUAAACGUCAAACAAAUCCAGAAACUUUAAAAGGACGUAAUAUUUUUCAAAUUUUCUGGGAAGAGCGCGGUGCUAUAGCUUCCAUCAGUGUAGCUCAACCGCUUGAUGUUGUCAAAACCCGUAUUCAAAAUAGACCAUUUGAAUCACCUGAAAGUGGUUUACAAAUAGUCCGUAAUAUGAUUAGGCAAGAAG